CCCCAACUGACUGCAAGAAAGAGCAUGUCCGAUUGCCACCAAACCGAGGAAGACCUUUGUCACAGGCUUAAAGAUGAAAGCAGCUCUUUGUACCAUCGCUUUUCUGCUUGCCUUUGAAUUUUCUACCAGCAGCAGUGUCCCAUGUCAGGGAGACAACUGUCAACAGGAUGACAUAGAAUUCAAUGCCCAAAAUGCACCUAAUGCUCCAGUGGGUACCUGUUUGGUUAUGGGUGACCCACAUUACAGCACAUUUGAUGGAAGUUACUACAACUUCAUGGGAAACUGCACCUACGUCAUUGCCAAAAACUGCCACGUAGAUGAUGAGCAUCCAGCAUUUCAGAUUAACACAAAGAAUGAACGUAAUGGCAACACACAAAAUACACUGAUUUCCGUGGUCACAAUUUUCGUGUAUGGCAACACGAUCUCCUUCAACCGGCUUCAGAACGGGCUUGUAAAGAUUAAUUCUUCACUCUGGAACUUUCCAGUCUCUUUGAACAACGGUCAUGUAAAACUCACAGCAAACAGCCUCUCAGUUACCAUGCAGACAGAUUUUGGCCUGUCAGUUCAGUAUGACUGGGAUCUAUAUCUAGUAGUGACAGUGCCGGGGAGCUUUAAGGGAAAGAUGUGCGGUAUGUGUGGGAACUUCAAUGGGAACAAAGAGGAUGACCUGACUACUCCCAGUGGCAAUGUAGCAAGCAGUAUUCCAGAAUUGGGAAAGAGCUGGAGAGUACCAGGCUUCCCAGGAGAAGCUUUCUGUGAGGAUGAGUGUCCAGGGCAGUGUCAGAGUUGUGAGGGUGUUUCAUGGUUCACACGCAUGAAUGCAAAGCUUAGCUGUAGCGUUGUCACAUUUCUCACAAAAGGUUCUUUGAAAAACUGCAAGAGUGUCAUUGACCCCAACGUCUUCUAUGACAAUUGUCUAUACGAUUACUGCACUGGCAAAGAUGUCAGCAAUUUCUUAUGUCAAACUGCUGAGAUAUACACAGAUGCCUGCAGACAAGCUGGUGUACAUGUUUAUAACUGGAGAGGCCUCCUGAAGUGCCCUAACCCUAAAUGCCCAGCAAACAGUCACUUUGAGUCCUGUGCCUGUCCUGCUACCUGUGAGAAUCCCACUCCUUCUGCUGAAUGUAAAGCAAACUGUGUAGAGGCUUGCACUUGUGAUGAUGGAUACUUGUGGAGUGGAAGCAAGUGUGUCCCUAAGAAUCAGUGUGGCUGCACGUUCAAAAGUGGAGGUGAUCAGCGUUACUUACAAGCUGGAGAAUCCAUCUGGGCUGAUGACAACUGCAGCAAAAAAUGCACCUGUAACCCGACAAACAGUGAAGUUGUAUGUGAAAACACAAGUUGUCCUAUUGGAACUGCAUGCGCUGUUGUUAAUGGAACCAGAGGCUGCCACGAAGUACCAAAUGCCUCUUGUAAUAUCUAUGGAGAUCCUCACUACAACACAUUUGACAACAGCACCUACGACUUCCAGGGCACUUGUACUUACACUGCUGCUCAGGGCUGCCACCUGGAGGGAACACAACUCACUCCGUUUGCAGUUAUAGUAGAGAAUGAGAAAUGGAAUGAAAUCCAAUCAAGUCCAAAUGUCUCUAUGGCCAAGGUGGUCGCAGUGGAGGUGUAUGGCAUGACUAUAGUUCUGCGAAGAAAUCAGCUCCAUCAAGUCAUGAUUAAUGAUGUCUUAACCAACAUCCCUAUAAAUCUCAAUGAAGGAGAAGUGAUAGUCCAGCAGGAGGGCUAUCAUAAUGUAAUUCUUACAAACUUUGGUCUAAGGGUGGCCUAUGAUAUGAUUUAUCAAGUUAUCAUCACAGUCCCUGGCACAUAUGCAGGAAAGACCUGUGGCAUGUGUGGAAACUAUAAUGGUAAUAAGAAUGAUGACUUCCUGCUGCCAGAUGGGAAAGAAACCAAAGAACUGAAAACAUUUGGAGCGGCUUGGAAAGUGGCUGUGCCUGGUGUUGUGUGUGAUGAUGGCUGCAGUGGUGAUUUCUGUCCAAAGUGUCCUCAAAAUGAGAAACUUGUAUUUGAAAAGGACUGUAGUAUUAUUACCAACCCUGACGGUCCAUUUGCUGCCUGUCACAGUGUAAUUAACCCUGAUUCCUACUUCCAAGAUUGUGUUUAUGACGUCUGCAUGAGUGAGGGAGAUCAACAUAUGCUGUGCCACAGUGUAGCUGCAUACAUGACUGACUGUCAAACCUUUGGAGUCACGGUUAAAAAUUGGAGAACGUCAACAUUCUGUCCGUUAUCAUGUCCUGCCAACAGUGUCUACGAAAUCUGUGCAAAAGCAUGUGAUGCACCUUGUCCUGGCCUUACUGGUUUAAUGAAGUGUAAUAUUCAGACCUGUGCUGAAGGCUGCAUGUGUAAACCUGGAUUCUUUAACAAUGGGACUGGCUGCGUGACAGCAGACCAGUGUGGCUGCUAUGAGAAUGGACUAACCUAUAAGAUUAAUGAGACCAUCAUCACAGAUAACUGUCUAGAACGCUUGACCUGUCUUCCAUCUGGCGAAUUAAAACACGAAAGCAUCAGUUGUGACACUAGUGAGGUCUGCAAAAUUAAGAAUGGCGUUCGUGGAUGCUACCCAAGGCAGUGCCUGUUGGAGGCUAGCGGCUCCUUUAGCCUUUUCAGUGGAGAAUCUUGGACCAUCACGUCUGUAGGAGCCUACGAGUUAGUGAAAGUGUGCAAAGGUUCUCUUGAAGCAGAAUGGUUCCGGGUGGUGGUUGAGUUGGGACCUUAUGGAAGUCAAAACAGUGUUGCGGCUGUGUACGUCUACUUUGAAGAGAUCUUCAUUGCUGUCAACAACAAGCAGUCCACUUGGAUCAAUGGAAAGCUUGUCACUCUGCCACAGCAACUGAAGAAUGAAGUGAUCAUUCAGUUGACUGAGGAUACACUCACUAUUGAAAAGAAAGCUAGUUUUCAAGUGUCUUUCAGUCUUUCACUUGGGCUUGUAGUGAGUGUGAGUGAUGAAAUGGCGCAAACAGUGUGUGGUGCCUGUGGAAGUGACAACAAAGUAUUCGAUGUCCAGGGUCAAGGCUUUCAGGAAUUCUUGGCUUUAUGGAGAGCACCUGACUUUCCAAGUGCCCUUUGUUAAAUAUGCUCUUUGAUAUGAUGACAAGGUCAUGAGUCACUUGGCAUUGCUUUGAUUUAACAUUGGAUUUAAGGAAUAAAAGAUGGCAGCAUCUAACUAUAAGGUCCUGUUUACACCUGUUAUAAAUGUGUUUUGAGUGAUUGAAUCACAAGUGGUCAGCUGAGAUGGAUAGCUGUUCACACAAGGCCUUUUUUGUGUGUUUCAAAUGCGGUUUCACUGACCACUUACGAUCAUAUUUCAUGACUAAUGAGGGUUGAAAUGACAUCACUACAAAAACAGCCCCCAACAGCCUAAUAUAAAAACUCAAACAAAUAUUAAUCCACUGGAUGUUAAUUUCCUGAUUAAAUAGGACUGCAUGGCUUUGUGUAGCCGUAAUGUACUUUACAGCAAACACAAAGAUUUAAAUUAACAUGUUUAAUGCUUGUUUUUGUUCAUUAUUGAUUAUUACAUUAAGCUGUAGGUCUAGCACAUUUUGUGUAAUCUGUAGCUAGAGCCCUUUUUUACAGACUACUUAGAGAUAAUUGUCUUUGUAUAGCCCAUCUAUACAUUUGUGUUUCUAAAACAUGCCCAACAGACAGGAGUUUCAAUCUCAUAUCUAGGUAAUUAUUUGUUGCCAUUAUCCUGGCCAUCUGUGCCCAAAAAGCUUUAAUAGUUUCCAUUAGCAACAAUAUUUAAUGAACAUCAUGACAAUGUAUUAAAACAUUUACCUAAUAAUUUUUUGCCUGCAUUUUUGCCUCACAAAGAAUUAUGAGAAUGAGUAUACACAGAGAUGAAUGCAUUCACAGAGUAACAAGCAAAGCUAAUACAGAAAUAGUAUGAAGUAGCCUGUGUGUGAGAGGAGGCUUCACGUCUCUGACCACCUCCAGAUCUGAUCACAGUGCAUCCUGGGUGUGUGAAGUGAAAUCUGAAUAUGAUCUGAUCACCUCAAAACCACAUGUUGAUACAUAGUGUAGACAGGGCCUUAGCCAUUAAGCUUCAUUCAGAUUAUUUCAUUAAAAUUGAAUGCUUUAAAGAUAAUAAUGCAAUCUUUAAAUAUUUAGAGACUUGAAACAAAUAUUAAUAUUUUUGCUUCAAUUAAGAUGCAAAUCCAUAUUUGUUCCAUUUGUUGAAAGAUCGCUUUACUCAUUGGUUACUUGAUUUACUUAUUUUAAUGACACCAUCAUUUCAUGGCAAUUCCAAAUAAAGCUUUUACCAUCACCUUCA
Molecule: messenger RNA, 4279 nt
Organism: Ictalurus furcatus (blue catfish)
Lineage: Eukaryota; Metazoa; Chordata; Actinopteri; Siluriformes; Ictaluridae
Product: IgGFc-binding protein
Exons: 9
Coding region: 74-3079 (1001 amino acids)
Source: RefSeq, a predicted model, not a curated record